AGGAGACCCGGACAAAUCUAGAUCUGCGCUUCUUCAGCUUGAUUCCUUAGCAGCACAAGAAGGGAUCUUGCUACAUUGCACUUCAGGCCCUCUCCGUCGUCCAUCUGUAGCUUGGCGCUAUGAGGCCGUGACAGACAGCCACCCUUGCCCUCUCCUUCAUCCUUGGCGGUAGCAGAUGGUGUUGACCGCACCCGCCAAGGAGGUGCACUGACGACCUCUCGGCUAACCUCAUCACCCAUCCCACUCCCCUCUCCUCUGUCAAGUCAACCCAGAGUGGCAUCACAGCCUCCAUUACCAUGAGCACCCAAAGUAGACCAGGCGUCCUGGCCAGAAAAGAGCAACCUCUGGAGCUCCUUAAACCCGCCACACUCAACCACCUUCAACCCGUGGACGUGAGCUCAGCGGCGCUGCCCAUGCAGGUGCCCCCCGCCUCCACGGCCGUCCUCCCCAUGGACCUGCGUGUAGUGGACCACGUUCGACACCACCACCAGCCCCAGCACCACCAGCAGCAGACGACCCCCUUCGGCCUGGUGCCCCCUGUCCACCAUGCGCCGCCCACCUCCAGUGCCUCUCCGCCAUCAUCAGAGGCAGGCGCCGGGCAGAUCCCAGGUUACCAGGAGCAGCAGCUGCAGCAGGAGCUGUUGUCCCUUAAACACAAGCAGCAACUUCAGAGACAGCUGCUGAUAGCUGAGUUUCAGAGACAGCACGAGCAGCUCUCCCGGCAGCACGAGGCUCAGCUCCAGGAACAUGUCAAGCACCAACAAGAUCUGCUCGCCCUGAAGCACCAGCAGGAGCUUUUGGAGCACCAGAGGAAGAUGGAGCGACACCGCCAUGAGCAGGAGCUGGAGAAACAGCAGCGGGAGCAAAAACUCCAACAGCUCAAGAACAAGGAGAGGGGGCAGGAGAGUGCAGUGGCCAGUACGGAGGUGAAAUUGCGGCUUCAGGAGUUUGUUCUUAACAAGAAGAAAGCCCUGGCUCAGAGGAACCUAAACCACUGCUUGCCCAAUGAUCCGCGCUACUGGUACGGGAAAACACAACACAGUUCUUUGGACCAGAGUUCUCCUCCCCAAACAGCCAUGUCGGCCUACAACCACCCCAUUCUGGGCAUGUACGACUCAAAAGAUGACUUCCCUCUCCGCAAGACAGCCUCUGAGCCCAACCUGAAGUUGCGUUCCCGGCUAAAACAGAAGGUGACUGAGCGGCGCAGUAGUCCUCUGCUUCGCAGAAAAGACGGCCCCAUUGCCACAGCUAAGAAACGUUCCUUGGACAUGGCUGAAUCAGCCUGUAACAGUGCACCAGGCUCGGGCCCCAGCUCACCCAACAACAGCUCCAGUAACAUCCCCAACGAAAACGGAGUGAACAUUUCCAGCAGUCCAGGAGAGGCCUCCCUUCUCCAGAGACUAGCUGCUAGGGAAGGUUCAGUGAGCCAGCUGUCUCUCUACACCUCUCCCUCUUUGCCCAAUAUUACCCUGGGCCUGCCAGCCACUGGUCCAGCCAGCACUGUGGUAUCGGGACACCAGGAUGGGGAAGGCCGCCUGCCAUUGCCAGGGAUAAAGCAGGGCAUCCCACUGACCCCUCCCUUCUUACCCACUGCUGCUCACCUCCCCUCAUACUUAGCAGCCUCGGCCCUGGAGAGGGAGGGGGCCGGGGGGAGCACAGCAAGCCACAGCCCCCUCCUCCAACACAUGGUACUGCUGGAGCAGGCACACAACCCACUCGCUGGCCUGGGCACUCUCCCGCUGCCGUCACCCCCUGUCUCCAAGCUGGCGCGGGGCCACCGUCCCCUGGGGAGGACCCAGUCGGCCCCUCUGCCCCAGCAGCAGUGCGGCCAAGCCCAGGCACUGCAGCAGCUGGUGGUCCAGCAGCAGCAUCAGCAGUUCUUAGAGAAACACAAACAGCAGUUCCAGCAGCAGCAGCAGCAGCACAUCAUCUGCAAGAUGAUGUCCAAGUCCAGUGAUCAGGCACCAGCCGCAGGCUCUUGUGGUCCCAGCAGGCAGCAUCAGAUCCACCCUGAGGAGACAGAGGAGGAGCUGAGAGAGCAUCAGGACCUCUCCUCAUCUUCCUCCUCAUCUUCAUCCACCUCUAUCCAAGAGGCAGGACCACCACUGCGGGCUGUGGUCAUCAAGCAGGAGCCCCCAGACCCUCAGGAGCAGGAUGAGAGGGAGCAGAGGGAGAGACAGGCUGAGCAGGAACACCUCUUCCGACAGCAGGCUCUGUUGUUAGAACAACAGAGAAUCCACCAGCUAAGGAACUACCAGGCCUCAAUGGAGGCAGCCGGUCUGUCAAUCAACUUUGCUGGACAUCGACCCCUCUCCCGGGCCCAGUCAUCGCCGGCUUCUGCCUCCUUCCCCAUGGUCGUGCAGGAACCGCCCAUCAAGCCACGAUUCACUACAGGCCUGGUAUAUGAUUCUCUGAUGCAGAAGCAUCAGUGUAUGUGUGGUAACACGACCAGCCACCCAGAGCACGCUGGUCGCAUCCAGAGCAUCUGGUCCCGACUACAGGAGACCGGCCUCAGGGCACAUUGUGAGUGUAUCCGGGGUAGAAAGGCCACUCUUGAGGAGUUACAGAUGGUUCACUCUGAGGCCCAUGUCCUGCUGUAUGGAGCCAACCCACUGCGGCAGAAACUGGACUGUUCGGCGAGCCCCAUGUUUGUUAGGCUGCCAUGUGGCGGGAUUGGGGUGGACAGUGACACCAUUUGGAACGAGGUCCAUUCAUCUAGUGCAGCUCGCUUGGCUGUGGGCUCAGUGGUGGAGCUGGUCUUCAAGGUAGCAUCAGGAGAACUCAAGAAUGGUUUCGCUGUGGUCCGACCCCCUGGACACCAUGCUGAGGAGAGCACACCCAUGGGGUUCUGCUACUUCAACUCGGUAGCCAUUGCAGCCAAGCUCAUGCAGCAGAGGCUGAGUGUCAGCAAAAUCCUCAUCGUAGACUGGGAUGUUCAUCAUGGUAAUGGCACCCAGCAGGCCUUCUAUGGUGACCCAAAUGUUCUCUACCUUUCCCUCCAUCGAUAUGAUGAUGGAAACUUUUUCCCUGGCAGUGGGGCGCCAGAUGAGGUGGGCAGUGGAGCAGGUGCUGGCUUCAAUGUGAACAUGGCUUUUACUGGAGGACUGGAGCCUCCUAUGUGCGAUGCUGAUUACCUGGCUGCCUUCAGAACGGUGGUGAUGCCCAUUGCCAACGAGUUUGCCCCAGAUGUUGUGCUGGUGUCAUCAGGCUUUGAUGCGGUGGAGGGCCAUGCGCCACCUCUGGGAGGGUACAAACUGACAGCCAAAUGCUUUGGCUAUCUGACCAGGCAGCUGAUGGGCCUGGCAGGCGGCCGGUUGGUGCUAGCCCUGGAGGGGGGUCAUGACCUCACAGCCAUCUGUGACGCCUCCGAAGCCUGUGUCUCUGCUCUGCUCGGCCAUGAGCUGGACCCCCUGCCAGAGGAGGUUCUACAGCAGAGACCCAACGCCAACGCUGUACACUCCAUGGAGAAGGUUUUGGAAGCUCACAGUCAAUACUGGCGCUCUCUAAAACACUCGGCAUCUACACUCGGCUACUCCUUGAGCGAAGCACUCAGGUGUGAGACAGAAGAGGCUGAGACGGUCACUGCUAUGGCCUCCUUGUCUGUCGCCAACAAGCACAUCAGCAAGAGGACUGAAGAAGAGCCUAUGGAAGAGGAGGCUCCCAUGUAAAGAAGCAACCCCAGUUUGACCACUCACACAACUGUCUGCGUCUCUGAUGGUGUCCUCACUCAAUCAAAUCUCUGUUUCAAUUUAAGUCCCGCCCUUGUGUCUGACCCGCGCCAUGUCAAGAUGGCACCUUGUCUGGGGGGGAAGGCAGCAUUGAUGAAAGUGCUGGGGACUGAAACAGAACCCUGAAGAUGACCCAUUGCGCCGCUACGUGGCAGCACAGAGACUGAUUAGCGUAAAUGUGUUGCCUCUUGCCCGCGUGGGGAAGCCAGGACCUCAGUUGCCAGGUCACCUCUUCAGGACCUAGAAUUCUAGAGGGACAACUAAGCUGUCCUCGGAUGACAACCUUGAGUGCCAGUGUUUGUUAAGGAAA
Molecule: messenger RNA, 4038 nt
Organism: Lampris incognitus (smalleye Pacific opah)
Lineage: Eukaryota; Metazoa; Chordata; Actinopteri; Lampriformes; Lampridae
Gene: hdac4
Product: histone deacetylase 4
Exons: 28
Coding region: 297-3668 (1123 amino acids)
Biological process (GO): chromatin organization; negative regulation of transcription by RNA polymerase II
Cellular component (GO): histone deacetylase complex
Molecular function (GO): histone deacetylase activity
Source: RefSeq, a predicted model, not a curated record